AUGGCCCUCAGUCUAGAACAUUUUCGGGCAGAGCUUCAGGACCCGGACGUCAAGGGUUCGGAUGCGCUGUUAGCGACCGCGCGAACACUCUGUCUCGCGGAGAUUCAUUCGGGGGCUAUUCAUCCCAACUCAUGGAGGGCCCAUAUUGAGGGGGCUAGGGCGUUGAUGGAUGCUUGUGAUAAUCGAGGAGCUUUGUCGCCGCGGUCGUCAGAUGGGUUCAGGAGGUACUUGGAUCGGUGGUACCGAUCGAUUGUUUCGCUCACGGCGUUAACAGGCAAUGGCCCACCCAUUGGUGACGUUGCAGGUCAACCCAUCUUGAGUACCAUCAACCAGCACGACUCCCCUGACUAUCUUGACGAUUACUGGGGCUUCACGGUAAAUCUUGCUGCAGUCUUUCGCGGGAUAGGGGCCGCUGCUUGGCGAAGUCACCCCAGCCAACAAUGCGGUGGCGUAGCCCAAGAAGACGAAUUCAGCGUCCAUCAUGAAGCUGCGGUUCUUGAGUCGUCCGUUCGGCGCUUGAUGGACCAGGAAGCUGACUCACAGCCUGCAUUCUACCCAGGGGUGGUGGAAGGGCUCUCAAGCGAGUACAUUCGUCAAUUCAUCCUUUGUAAUGAAGCCUUCCAGCAUAGCGCGCUCAUUCAGAUCCAUCGUCGGUUGAGGAAAACACCAGCAUCGUCACCGGAGGUCCAAGCAUCUGUCAAGCGUAUUUUAGAAUGUACUGCUCAGAUUGGACCCUCAGCAGGGCUGAGCCCAUGGACCAUGCUCACCACACCGUUAUUCAUUGCAGGCUGCGAGGCAGGGGAUGAGGACCGGGAGAAAGUGCGGCAAUUGCUCUCCUGUUUGCAUGACACGAUUCGCGUGCCGAAUGUGCUACAGUCCUUACGGUUUUUGGAGCAAUAUUGGACGAGCCAGAUUGAUGAGAAUGAAGGUUGGAAUCAGUUCCUCGAUUGCACCCGCUGA
Aspergillus oryzae RIB40 is the source of this 960-nucleotide messenger RNA. Its product is annotated as fungal specific transcription factor domain-containing protein. The transcript has 2 exons. Lineage: Eukaryota; Fungi; Ascomycota; Eurotiomycetes; Eurotiales; Aspergillaceae. Gene Ontology annotation, molecular function: transcription cis-regulatory region binding; DNA-binding transcription factor activity. The coding region runs from base 1 to 960 and encodes 319 amino acids. The record is from RefSeq and is a predicted model, not a curated record. Gene Ontology annotation, biological process: positive regulation of transcription by RNA polymerase II. Gene Ontology annotation, cellular component: nucleus.